Camponotus floridanus (Florida carpenter ant) is the source of this 1848-nucleotide messenger RNA. It is a transcript of the gene Idh, whose product is annotated as isocitrate dehydrogenase [NADP] cytoplasmic. The transcript is spliced from 2 exons. Lineage: Eukaryota; Metazoa; Arthropoda; Insecta; Hymenoptera; Formicidae. The record is from RefSeq and is a predicted model, not a curated record. Gene Ontology annotation, biological process: isocitrate metabolic process. Bases 304 to 1725 code for a protein of 473 amino acids. Gene Ontology annotation, cellular component: peroxisome; mitochondrion; cytosol. Gene Ontology annotation, molecular function: isocitrate dehydrogenase (NADP+) activity; NAD binding; magnesium ion binding.
UCUGAGCUAGUAAACUUAGUUUACAAAUUUUUUGUUUGGAUUUACGUAAUCAGAGUUAAAACCUCAUGACUGGUGCAAUUUUUUUCACGAGAUAAGACUCCAGUUAUCUCCUCUCGAGUUAUCUAAACUCGUAAGUUACUCUAAACUAUUAUCACUAAUAGUCGCGUUUACGCGAUAAAAAAACGCGUGCGGUCUAAAGAAGAAGAAAAAGAGGACGACAACGACGAAGGUGGGGAAAGGACGGAGCGGAGGGCAGUAAAAAGUAUAUAGGUAGAGGUGGGUGUACACAUAUUUAAGGCUGCCAUGCUCACGCCCCACCGUAUCCUCCAGCCGUGCGAAUAUUUUAUAAAGACAGUACGCUCGUUACAGUUAGCCAGUUACAGUGUCACAUCGUCGUCGCGAUUGUUGCUCGCUCGAGAAUUUAAUCGUCGUCACCUGCUACAAAAUCCCUCGUCGGCAGAAUCGCUCGUAAAAACACUCGGUGCAUCAUUUACGACAAUGGCGAAAAUAAAGGCAGGCCCAGUUGUCGACAUUCUUGGAGAUGAAAUGACACGCAUCAUAUGGGAUUCGAUCAAGGAGAAACUCAUAUUGCCCUACUUAGACAUUGAGCUGCAUACUUACGACUUGGGUAUCGAAAAUCGCGAUGCCACAAACGACAAUGUGACGGUAGAAUGCGCUGAGGCAAUUAAGCGUUAUAACGUCGGCAUCAAAUGCGCCACUAUUACACCCGAUGAAAAACGUGUAGAGGAGUUCAAUCUGAAGCAAAUGUGGAAGAGUCCUAAUGGUACCAUUAGAAAUAUCCUGGGCGGUACGGUAUUUCGCGAGGCGAUUAUAUGCAAAAAUAUACCGCGGCUGGUGGUAUGUUGGAAGGAACCGAUCAUUAUCGGCAGACACGCGCACGCCGAUCAGUACAAAGCAACGGAUUUCGUGGUACCAGGCCCAGGCAAGCUGGAAAUCACAUGGACCGGCGCUUCCGGCGAAAAGAUCCAACACACUGUCCACGAUUUUAAGGGUCCCGGUAUCGCUCAGGCUCAAUAUAACACCGAUGAGAGCAUACGCGCAUUUGCUCAUAGCUCAUUCCAAUAUGCGCUAUCGCGAAAUUAUCCCCUCUAUCUGUCUACAAAAAAUACGAUUCUAAAGAAAUAUGACGGACGCUUCAAGGACAUAUUCCAGGAGAUUUACGAUAAAGAGUACAAGCAACAAUUCGAAGCGAAGAAAAUAUGGUACGAACAUCGAUUGAUCGACGACAUGGUGGCGUACGCUAUGAAGUCUGAGGGUGGUUUCGUAUGGUCGUGCAAAAACUACGACGGAGAUGUGCAAUCGGAUUCGGUGGCUCAAGGCUAUGGUUCCUUAGGUAUGAUGACUUCGGUUCUCUUAUGUCCGGAUGGUCGCACGAUCGAAGCCGAGGCUGCCCAUGGCACCGUCACCCGUCACUACCGUCAACACCAGCAGAGCAAAGAGACAUCCACAAACCCGAUUGCUUCCAUCUUUGCGUGGACUCGCGGACUAUUGCAUCGCGCCAAACUCGAUAAUAACGAGCCUUUACGACACUUUGCUGAAACACUGGAGAAAGUCUGCAUAGACACCAUCGAAUCUGGUUUCUUCACCAAGGAUCUCGCCAUAUGCAUCAAGGGUAUGAAUAAUGUCACUAGGGCUGAUUACUUGGAGACUUUCGAGUUUAUGAACAAGCUCGCCGACAAUCUGAAAAAGCAGCUUAAUAUAUGACUCGUUACUCAUAAAGAAUGUACGAGUCUACAAGCCAAAUAUUAAGUAUACAUUCAACAAAAGAAAAAAAGUAAUCCUUUUUUUGUAUGGUUACGGGAAAAUGAAGGCUUCAAUAUAAAUAUA